AUGAGCAACGAAAAAGUUAAUAAACAGUACAUACCGUCGUUCAGAAUUGAGGAUAACAUAUUGAUUGGCGCCGAACAAACUCAUCCGAAAUGCACGAACAUCGGAGAACUGCUCCUGGAUAGACUAAGGAGUAAACCGGAUUUUGUAGGACAAAUAGAAAUUGUUUCGGGAAAACAGAGUACCUACGCGGAAAUGAAAGAACAAAGUAUUAAAUGUGCUCUGUGGUUAAGAAAGCAUGGCAUUCAAAAAGGUGAUAAGGUUGGCAUAUGGACUGGUAAUCACAUUGACACUUACGUACCAGUAUUCGCAAGUUUAUAUGUUGCCGCAGUAAUAUGUCCAUGGGAUGAAAAAGUAUCAAAAACAUCCGCGCGGUACUGUCUAUCGUUAACAUCCCCGAAAUUAAUCUUCGCGGACGCAGAUUCCGUUGAGAAUCUGGUGGAAGCCGCAAAGGAAGAAAAUCUAGAAGUUGAAGUCAUAGUUAUUGGCAGUUUAACAGGAUUCGUGUCUUUGACGGAUAUUCUUCAAGAUCAAGUUAAUCCAUCGGAGAUCAAUGAGUUCCGCUGUACCAUAGUCGAUAACCUACAUGAUAUAGCGAUGAUAUGUGCUUCUUCCGGUACAACGGGUAUGCCAAAAGGAGCUGAACUAUCUUAUGUGUCCCUUUACAACAGUAUUACUACCAUUGAAGAGGUUCACAUAAUCAACGAGGUAGUAUUAUCAAUGCCUACGAUACGAUGGCACUAUGGAUUAAUUCUGAUGUUCGAACUGGUUAUGUCAAACGCGAAAUGGAUCAUUACUUCAGCAGAAGUAGCUUUCAAGGACGAAACCGAAAUAUGUAAAAUUAUUCAGGAUUAUGGGGUAACAUGGCUUGGAGCUGAUAUUUCGUUUCCAUACAUUUUAUUCAAAUAUAAUAUUUUACAAAAAUAUCCUAUGCCAUCUCUGAAAAAGCUCGUCGUUACUGGUGCGCCAUUUCUAAAGAAAAUACAAGAAACUGUCGCAAAAAUGAUGCCACAUACCCAAAUAUUAAAUUGUUAUGGCUUGACUGAUGCCGGAGGAUUGUGUGUAAGUCAAGCAAAAAAUAGUAAGCUAGGUUCUUGUGGCUUUGUGACCAAGGGAAUAAAAAUAAAAGUAGUGGAUGAACAAACUGGCCAAGCUUUAGGACCUAACAAGACUGGUGAACUUUGUAUAAAAUCGGAAUUUAUAAUGAAUGGUUAUCACAAAAAUCCAGAAGAAACUAAAAAUAUCAUCGAUUCAAAUGGUUGGCUGCAUACAAAAGACAUAAUGUACUACGACGAGGAAGGAGAAAUUUAUUUCGUUAGUAGACUUUCGGAUUUUAUUAACUACAGAAGCAUUAAGCUGUCACCCGCGGAAAUAGAAGGUAUUCUUGAAAUUCAUCCUUCAAUUCUCAAUGCCGCAGUGGUUCCAAUACCACAUGAAACGGAUAUAGAACACCCAAUGGCAUUUAUUCAAAAAGUAAUUGGAAAAGAGGUAACAGAGAAAGAAUUGCAUGAUCUAGUAGCUAACAAUUUACCAGACUAUUGUAAGCUUAUAGGAGGAAUCAAAUUUGUGGACAAACUUCCGCGUCUCACUACUGGAAAAAUCGAUAGAAAACAAUUAAAAUUAUUAGCAAAAACUUUUAAUUCCAAGUUUCCGAUAACAAAAAUUAUUGAGGAAUUUAUAAAGAUGUGUGAACGAACGACAGCAAUUGAUAACAGCAAGAAACUCCAUUAUCACGAUGCUGUUCGUGAAUUCAGAAUAGAAGACAAUAUUCUAACAGGAAAAGAAAUACCAAUAAAUAGAGAACCUGUUAAUAUGUCCGAAGUGCUACUUAAAACAUUGAAGAGCAAACCAAACUGCAUCGGCCAGGUGGAUGCACUUUCUGGUGAACAGGACACUUAUGCAGAUAUGAGUGAGCGCAGCAUUAAAUGCGCCCUUUGGCUACAGAAGCAAGGCGUUAAGCCCGGCGAUAUAAUUGGUCUUUGCUGUGAUAAUGACAUGAACGCAAUCAUAAUUAUGUUGGGCACUAUGUACACAGGUGCUAUAUCUAAUCCUUGGGACAACGACUUGUCUCCAAUGACAGCACGAUAUUUUCUUUCGUUAACAUCACCAAAAAUAGUUUUUGCGAUGCCGUCAUUGGUUCCGAUUUUAGAAGAAGCAGCAAAAAAGUUGCAAAUAAAUAUGAAAAUAGUAGUUUCUCAUAAAUUAAAUGGAUAUACAUCCGUGGAGGAUAUCUUGAGUGGUCACGAUAUUAACGAGAUCAUAGAAUUUAAAUGUGCCAAGAUCAGCAGCCCCGACGAUGUUGCUCUCAUCUCUCUCUCAUCGGGUACUACGGGCAUGCCGAAAGGUACCGAGAUAUCGCAUUCAUCUUUAUAUAAUUGCUUACUUCCCGAAAAAGUCACGGAAUUAGAAGGUCAUACUUGUCUGUGGACACACACAUUGCGUUGGCACUACGGGGUCCAGUUGGCAUUUCAUGCCAUCUUAGCGUAUUCAACAAAAAUUCUUGCACCCUGUAGCAUAAUACUUAAUGACGACGAUGAAGCAAUAUGCCGGUUUAUCGAAAAAUAUCGAGUAACAUGGUUUUCCACCGAACCAGGCAUGCUAAUUCGAUUUUAUAAGAGCGAUUUAUUGAAGAAAUAUAAAUUGCUGACUUUAAAAGAAAUAAUGAGUACUGGUGCUAAUUUAGGAAAGGAGCAUUGUCUAGCUUUGGCAAAGAAAUUACCUCAUGUUUUCAUUGCGACCGGUUAUGGAUCUACGGACUCAGCAGCUGAUGUAACCGUUAUGAUUAAAGGUUGCAAACCAGGAUCUAUUGGUUUUGUCGCACCUAACGUUCGAAUAAAAGUGACAGAUGUAGAAACUGGGAAAACUUUGGGAGCUAAUCAAAAUGGAGAACUACGUUUGAAACUGCCUUGCAUAAUGAAUGGUUAUUAUAAGAGACCUGAAGAGACUAAACGAGCUUUCGAUUCUGACGGUUGGUUACUUAGUGGCGAUAUAGGAUAUUACGAUAAUGACGGAAAUGUUUUCCUCAUCGAUAGAAUAUCUGAAUUUAUCCUCUUCCAUGGUAUUAAUAUUUCUACCGCAGAAAUCGAGAACGUUUUGAAGACACAUCCCGCGGUAUCUCAAGUAGCAGUAAUAGGAAUACCACACGAAAUUGCGGGUCAGCAUCCAAAAGCUGUCGUUUCUCGAAUGCCGCAUAAAACGGUAACGGAAGAGGAGCUCCAUGACUUAGUAGCGAAGAACCUACCGGAAUAUUGUGAGCUUCGCGGUGGAGUUAAGUUUCUCGACAAACUCCCACGCACAGCUACAGGCAAAAUCGCGAAGAAGCAACUGCGAGAUAUGAUUGUGAAUUAAAAUACU
Messenger RNA from Trachymyrmex septentrionalis, 3351 nucleotides. RefSeq lists its product as uncharacterized. NCBI's taxonomy places the organism in Eukaryota, Metazoa, Arthropoda, Insecta, Hymenoptera, Formicidae. The transcript is spliced from 17 exons. Bases 1 to 3345 code for a protein of 1114 amino acids. The record is from RefSeq and is a predicted model, not a curated record. Gene Ontology annotation, molecular function: long-chain fatty acid-CoA ligase activity. Gene Ontology annotation, biological process: long-chain fatty acid metabolic process; fatty-acyl-CoA biosynthetic process.